Volvox carteri f. nagariensis is the source of this 993-nucleotide messenger RNA. RefSeq lists its product as uncharacterized. The transcript has 8 exons. Gene Ontology annotation, biological process: peptidyl-lysine trimethylation. The record is from RefSeq and is a predicted model, not a curated record. Bases 1 to 993 code for a protein of 330 amino acids. NCBI's taxonomy places the organism in Eukaryota, Viridiplantae, Chlorophyta, Chlorophyceae, Chlamydomonadales, Volvocaceae. Gene Ontology annotation, molecular function: protein-lysine N-methyltransferase activity.
AUGUAUAAAAUCCUGAGACCAUCAGUCUUGCUUCCCCGAGGCCCGGUUAAUUUAUCGGAGCAACUGCUGCCGAUAUCAAUUGUCCGCUCGAUUGCGUCGUCGUCGUCGUCGUCUUCGUCCGUGUCGCCACCGCCUGCUGAGAUAGAGGCAACCUGCCUUUGCUGCGUUGUUAGCGGCGUCAGCGGCGACCUGGCGGAGGAGCUCGGCGAUGUACUGCUGGCGAUGGGCGCCCAGUCCGUCGUCGUGCAGGAGCACCGCCCACCCGGGGCUCCAGAGCAGGAGAUCUACGACGACGGCGCGGGGCACCUGUGGGACCUGUGCGACCUCCUCGCGUACUUUCCCUUGGAGGCUGACGUGGACGGCACGCUGGCUGUUGCGCUGGACUGCCUAGGGCUGGGGACGGGGCCGCUGCCGGAGGAAGCAGGGGUGGUGCAGCAGCAGCACGGUGGUGGUGGUGGUGGUGGUGGCGGUGGUGGUGGUAUCCGGUACCGAGUGGAGGCCGUGGCGAAUGAGGCGUGGGUCGAUCAGAUCAAGGCCAGCUACGUCCCGCAGCGGAUAUGCGAGGACCUCUGGGUGGUCCCCGAGUGGUCCGAGCCGGCGGACCCCGCAGCAACCAACAUCAUCCUGCAGCCAGGAGUGGCUUUCGGCACCGGUGAGCACCCCACCACCCGGCUGUGCCUGGGUGAGCUCAGGCGCCUGGGGGUGGCGGGCCGGCUGCGGGGCGCGGAGGUGUGCGACUACGGCUGCGGCUCGGGGGUGCUGGCGCUGGCGGCGCUCAAGUACGGAGCCAGAAUGGCGGUGGGUACCGACAUCGACUCACUGGCUGUCAAGGCGGCUCAACGGAACGCCGCCCUCAACGGUUUCCAACCACCAGUGUUCAUAGCGGUGCAGGUCCCGGAGAUCCAGGAGGCCUUCCGGGGGCAGUUCGGGGAUUUCUUCGUCGCCACGGACCAGCAGUGGGCCAUGAUCGGGGCCACCAAGAAGGGGGACUAG